This is a messenger RNA of Helianthus annuus (common sunflower), 765 nucleotides long. RefSeq lists its product as uncharacterized. The coding region runs from base 131 to 640 and encodes 169 amino acids. The transcript is spliced from 2 exons. The record is from RefSeq and is a predicted model, not a curated record. NCBI's taxonomy places the organism in Eukaryota, Viridiplantae, Streptophyta, Magnoliopsida, Asterales, Asteraceae.
UAGACCGAACAUUGGUAGUUUGUGGAUUAGAAGCCAUGGCAAUAGCACGUGUGAUCCACGUGGCAGAACAGGAGGUUUGACUCAGAAUAAUUAGUGGAUCCAUUAUUCUUGUUUCGUUGGAGAGGGAGAUAUGGAGUCGAAGUCUCAGAAGGUAGAAGUGAUAAAGCAGGCGAUAAAGCAAGUCAUGGAAGAGGGUGGAACCGAUGACGACCGGCUCCUCUCCAAAUUGAUGUCUCAGUUGGAUAGUGAACCUGAACCAAACUCUGCACUCUCCAACUCGAGAUCGGAUGAAGACGAAGAAGAAAAGAUAUUGAAAGAAUUGAAGAAAGUUAGAAGGCAGAAUGUAGUAACACACUGCCUUCUUUCAGUCAUGAUUCUUCUCACAGUUACUUGGCAGAUAUCCGAGGUUUCAAUCAUCUUAAAACUCAAAAACGGAGUCGCUCACCCCUUUCGGUCCAUUGGUAGCAUACUUUUGAGUAUGAUAAAACCCCAUCGACCACAACUUGAUAAAGAUAAUGACACACUAAUUACAGAGGCAUCGAACCUCAUCGAGUCCACACCCGUUCAUGAUCUCAAACUUCCAAAGCUUCCGCAUCUUGAGCUACCCAAAAUCAACUUGGGGCUUAAUGAUCAAGAUUGACUCACAAAAUCAAAAGAGAUGGUCAAAUCCAAAUCAACUUUUGCUUCUUUUCAUUUCUUCGUGUUUCGGAUGAUUUGUUAUGAACACGUUAUUCUAUUGCAUUCGGUUUCGUUUACAGCCUAAAA